Molecule: messenger RNA, 2469 nt
Organism: Lepisosteus oculatus (spotted gar)
Lineage: Eukaryota; Metazoa; Chordata; Actinopteri; Semionotiformes; Lepisosteidae
Product: zinc finger protein RFP-like
Biological process (GO): protein ubiquitination
Cellular component (GO): cytoplasm
Molecular function (GO): ubiquitin protein ligase activity; protein binding
Source: RefSeq, a predicted model, not a curated record
GAUGCCCUCAGCGACUGGGUGCGCUUCCUUCUCAAUACGAGGAGCGUACAUUAUUUUUUACCUCAAUAGCCGCAAAGGAAGAGAAAAGGGAAGAUAUUUUAAGGAGGACUGGGAGAAGAAGUUGGUUGCAGUUUCUUUUUCGCCCUAAUUGUAUUGCGUGUUCUGUAAUCGUCUGUCCAAAUUUGCAAAGCAUUUGCCGCUGGUGUGCUGGUGUCGGUGUCUAAUACAAUCAGACCUCCUGGAACAGAACUAUAUGACCUGGUUCGAUCCGUUAAUCCAGAGAUAGAAGCAGCUUCACAAUGAGACACCUCUGGAUAAUCAUGUUGGUGGUCAUUCUGUUCAUAUUCUGUCAAGCAGGUACUCUUCAUAACGGAAGACACCAGAAGAACAUGUCCAAGACUCAAGGUAUUCAGCCUGAAGAAGCUGUUCUCUCCUGGUUACUGCCAGCUGGAGUUGGAUGUGUAGUGGGCUUAAUUAUUGCAGUGUUUUUCCUUUUGGUUAUCCUGUGCUGCUUAAGGAGAAAACCAUCCUGUAUUAGGAGCCUGCGUGGUAGGGGGAAAACCAAGCAUGAUGUGGAGGCAUGUGAGGAUCCCAAGAAGCCUGAAGAAGAGAAUGAGAAGUUGUGGAAUGACAAAGAGAAGCUUGAAGAAGAGAAUGAGAAGCUGCAGAAUGACAAAGAGAAGCUUGAAGAACAGAAUAAGAAGCUGUGGAAUGACAAAGUGAAGCUUGAAGAAGAGAAUACGAAGCUGCAGAAUGACAGAGAUAUUUUAGUGAGACGGGCCAUGGAAGUCUUUGUGACCCUGGAUGAGGACACAUUGAACCCCUACCUGAGAGUGUCAGAAGACGGCAGAGAACUGAGCUGGACAGAACAUCGCCAGAAUCUCCCUGACAAUCCUGAGCGGUUUGAUGAAUACCCCUGUAUGCUGGGCAACAGGUUACCAGUAGAGAUGAGAUGGGGGUGUUACUGGGAGGUGGAGGUUGGAAACAAGAAGUCCUGGGAGCUGGGAGUGGCCCGAGACUCAGUGUGCAGGAAGGGGCAACUGAGUCUGAGCCCUGGAGCUGGGUUUUGGGUCCUGAGUCUUUGGGAUGGGAAGCUGACGGCCCUGACUGACCCUGAGACCCCACUGGACACAGACGUUCUCACAAGAGUGGGGAUCCAUGUGGAGUAUGAGAAGGAUAAGGUCUCUUUCUAUAAUGUUAAAGAAGAUGUAUACUCAGUCAUCUACACUUUCACAGACAAAAUAGACAGAAACAUUCGACCGUUCUUUUCCCCUGGCAACAAUGAUAACGAUCCCCUUAGGAUUGCAGAAUCUUAAGAAUCAUCAUCAUUACAGAUUAAUAAUGAAAUAACAAGGAAAAUAUACAAAUAAUACACACAUGUAAUGUAAUCAAUAUUGUUUAAAUAUUUCUAGAUUUGUUGCUAUAAUCACAAUAGCAUUGUGCAGAGAAACAUUACAUCUGUCAAAACUGAAUUCCAGUAAGGACAGGGCCCACACUUAUUCACACCUCCGAUUAUUCUUUUAAAAUUCAAAAGAAACAAACCUUGAAUAACAUUCUUCUCUAUGGAUGUGCAGUGGAAACCCUGAGAAAUAUACAGAGACUCUCAGUUUCCUCUGCUCCUGGGGUGUGAAAGGAAACAGCACUGAAGACAUUCAGUACUAGUGACUUCAUCAUGGUGGAGGUCAGGCAGCUCCCUGAAAACUCCAGCCAAACGAUCUAAUUACUAAAACUACACACACUCACACAUUGUACUGCGCAAUUACAACUGACACCCACUCACGGGGUGUACUGCACAGUAGCAACACUAACACACUCUCUCAGACUGUACUAUGCAAUAAGAACACUGGAACACUCACAACCUGUGCAGUACAUUAAACAACACUGACACACUCACAGAGACUGUACUGUGUAUUAGCAAUACUGAAACCCUCUCACAGACUGUAUGCACAAUAACAACACCGAUACACUCUCACAUACUGUAUGACAUUAGUGCAUAUUAACAAUACUGGUGCUCCCUCAUAGACUGUACUGCACAAUAACAGCACUGGAGUUACUGGCUGGCUGCUACACAUUAACAAUACAGACACACUCUCACAACCUGUACUGAGCUUCUAAAUGCUCUGUCCAUUGGAGUAAAGUGUCUUCUCAGUGAGACAAAAGAAUGCAGAAGAUUUGAUUACAGCCUGAAUGGAGGAGUGCUUCCACACACCUUCCUAAUAAGAAGAUGGCUUAGCACCUUGUAUCUGAUCCAUUAUGCAGGAUGGCAGGGAUUCUAGAAGUGACCCUCAUGUGUUUUACCUUUAGCAUAUUUAGGAGUCUCCAAAAGGAAUUAUAUAUUAUAGAAUUAUAAAUUAUAUAAGCUCAAUGAUAUGCUAAAGUGUGAAUUUGAUCUGGAAUACUGUAAAGUCUAAAUUGAUUGUGCAGCUUGCUAACUUUUGUUUUAAUAAAAAAUGUUUUAUGCUAGUCAAA